AUGCUACAUCCCAAACUUACAAAUGAAACUAAAGAACGCUUAGCAAUAAAACAGCACUUACAGAUUAUAACCAAUAGUUUUCAGACAAAAUUUUUUAGAAGUCGAAAGCUUGUCGAGUACAAGACCAGAAGAGUUAAUCUGCAGGAAGUGUUGUUUUUUUGCAUGGUGAAUGCAAUGCGAGAUCUACCAAAUCUCGAAAUAUUUAACUCAAAAACUCAAGUAUCAAAGAAAACUAUACGAGUCGACACUCCAGCUCGUCGAAGUAUGCCCAACAGUUUACAGAGAAUCCACGAAACUCAAGAAAUGCCCAUUUUCACAACAGGCCGUGAAACUCCGAUGUCUAGCAAUGCAAUAUUUCUUGGACCGGAAAUUCAUGGUGACCUUUAA
Cercopithifilaria johnstoni is the source of this 387-nucleotide messenger RNA. NCBI's taxonomy places the organism in Eukaryota, Metazoa, Nematoda, Chromadorea, Rhabditida, Onchocercidae. The record is from the annotation of a GenBank genome assembly.